Messenger RNA from Taeniopygia guttata (zebra finch), 665 nucleotides. Its product is annotated as centrosomal protein of 70 kDa-like. Lineage: Eukaryota; Metazoa; Chordata; Aves; Passeriformes; Estrildidae. Gene Ontology annotation, molecular function: gamma-tubulin binding. Gene Ontology annotation, cellular component: centrosome. Gene Ontology annotation, biological process: regulation of microtubule cytoskeleton organization; cilium assembly. The record is from RefSeq and is a predicted model, not a curated record.
GCUGUCGCCGCUCUGCUCCCACCCGAGCGGCCCCGCGGCCUGAGCAGCGGCCCCACUCGUGCCCUGCGGCCCGCGCCAUGAUUGAGCAGGAGAAGGCAGAGUGGGAAAAUUUAAACAGGAUAUUAAUGUGUCAUGGGUUGAAACCUGUCAGUCUUGCUGCCCCCCAAAGCUGCAGAGAUACAUCAGAUAUGAUUGUCCUAGACCAUCAGUCUUCUCAAGAAAUAAGACUUGCGUUGCAAAUGCUGGUGGAAGACACUGAGAGACAGCAAAAGGUGAUGCAGGGACUUAUGGAAGCAAAUCGAUGUCUUAGAGAUGUGGUACAACUGGAACAAGGUCCGGCAUCUCGGCAAGAGCAACGGGCUAAUGAUUUGGAAAAUGUGGUGAAGAACAUUAAGGCCAAAAUUUGUCAGCUGGAAGAUGAAACAAUAGCUAAGGCAUGCCAGCAACAGAACCAAGUCAAGGAACUUCAAAAAGAGCAACAGGCUUCACGGGUAAAAUACCAACAGCAGCAGGAAAAGCUGCAAGAACAGGAAGAGAUUAUUGCCCGCUUGCAGAAGGAGCUGAGGAGAGUUGGGAGGGAGGAGCAGCAGCGAGUUGACACUCAAAACAAAAUGUUUUGUCAGUUUUGCAGAAGAGCUCCCAAGUCUCUCCUGGAUCAGCGGUAA